UGUACUAUCGCAAUAAUAUACACAUAACCUUAACUAAUACGUUAAAAGUAAUGAAUAUGUAGCUAUUUGCUUUAUAAUUUUAAUAUGCCAUUGACAUUAUACAACACACAUAAAAUAUUUGUUAUUCAAACAUGUUGUUCUAUACAAUAUUAAUUAAUUUUAUGACAUUAAAUUAUUAACUGUAUAGUAUGUGUACACAAAUUAUUUUCUUCGUGCGUAUUUAAAGUAAAUUAUUAUUCGGUCUUUGUGUUUUUAAAAAUGGAUAUUCUAAAGGCAGAAAUAAUGAGAAAACGCAAGCAAUUGGAGGAAAGCAACAUUCUGCAAAAUAACAGAAAGUAUUUUAAAAGGGGAGAGUUGAUAUCAAAGGAUAAAGAAGCAAAAGAAAUACAAAAGACUAAUGACGAAGAUGUUAAAGUUAAUGCAACUCAACAGCAAGAAGAAUGUAUAACAGAUGGUAGCCCCGAACAUUUAAUGUUACCUAGACAUGAAGUCAUUAGAAGAUUACGCGAAAGAAGUGAACCUAUAUUAUUGUUUGGAGAAUCAGAAAUAGAGGCAUUUAAACGAUUAAGAAAAUGUGAAAUUCUAGAACCCGAAGUAAACAAGGGGUUUAGAAAUGAUUUUCAAGAAGCUAUGGAACAAGUAGAUCAAGCAUAUUUGAAUGAAAUAUUAUCUUCUUCAAAACCACAAGAUCGAAAUGGAAAAGGAGACGUAAAUGUACCAGACGAAGGCGUUACUUACGAAGAUUUACAGAAGAUGUCUGUUAAAUUGAAUAAAGGCGAUAGAGAUUUUGAUUUAAAUGUCAUUACACAAUUCAUACAAUUCUUAGUGCAAAUGUGGGGCAAUCAAUUAAAUAGUAGAAGUACUGCUGAAAAAAUGAGUACCAGAGGGAAAAUGGCUAGCGCCACUUACGCGCAAACACGAGAAUAUUUGAAACCUCUUCUUAGAAAAUUAAAAAAUAAAUCUCUGCCAGAGGAUAUUACUGACAGUUUAACUGAUAUUGUAAAACAUUUACUUGAACGCAAUUAUAUAUUGGCGAGUGAUGCGUAUUUACAAAUGGCUAUAGGAAAUUCGCCAUGGCCUAUUGGAGUAACUAUGGUUGGUAUUCACGCACGUACUGGAAGAGAAAAAAUCUUCUCCAAGAAUGUUGCACACGUAAUGAACGACGAAACUCAAAGAAAAUAUAUUCAGGCGUUAAAAAGAUUAAUGACUAAAUGUCAAGAGUACUAUCCCACAGAUCCUUCCCGUUGCGUAGAGUAUUCAAAAACAUAAUACUUUUAUGUAAAAUAUGUAGAUAAGCACACAAUAUAAGAUGUAAAAUAUUUAACAUAAUGGCUGUUUCUCAUAUUAUUGUUACAAUUACAUUAUUCUGUACGUAAAAAUAAAUUAGAACUAUGACAAAAGUGUUUGAAUAUUCCA
Messenger RNA from Colletes gigas, 1416 nucleotides. RefSeq names its product pre-mRNA-splicing factor 18 (gene Prp18). The coding region runs from base 259 to 1269 and encodes 336 amino acids. The record is from RefSeq and is a predicted model, not a curated record. Gene Ontology annotation, cellular component: U4/U6 x U5 tri-snRNP complex; U2-type post-spliceosomal complex; U5 snRNP. Gene Ontology annotation, biological process: RNA splicing; generation of catalytic spliceosome for second transesterification step. The transcript is spliced from 4 exons. Lineage: Eukaryota; Metazoa; Arthropoda; Insecta; Hymenoptera; Colletidae.